AUGCAAUAUUUUGGAAUUCGUACCAUUGCUUCAAAUGAAGCAGCAAUAUAUGUCAUUCUUACUCCUGACGUAGAUGAGUUACGAAGACAACCGACACCCAACGUUGGUACAGCGGAACAUUUUGCUGAUCAGGUUGACGGAAGCGGACAUGCUAGUCAGCAGUUUGUGUUCCAUGUUGUGGUGCGCGAUAAUGGCUAUCCCAGGCAGCUGUCUUCUCGGGCAAAAAUAACGAUUACUGUUGUGGAUGUCAACGACAUGGCGCCGGCGAUUUUCGUCAGUUAUCUGAACACACCAAAAUCGCAGGGCUCCGGGAAGUCAGAAUAUUCGUUGACACCUAUGCCAGGUGAACGAACUCGUGGUGUUGUUGCUGAAAAUGUGGCAAGGGCCUUUGUGGCGUUUGUUACAGUUCAAGAUUAUGAUUCAGGGCCUUGGGGUCAGGUUCAGUGUCACACAACCAACGAUGACUUUGCGUUGUUUCCGGUUGGAGAAAGCAGCACAGAUGUGUCAUCUUCAUUCAGUUCGGAGCAUUUCGGGCUGAGAAACGACGUGCAAUCUCUACAAUCCGGGUGGGGUGAGAUCGGCUUCAAAUUGCUGGCAGUUAAGCCUUUUGACAGAGAAAAGAUGUCAGAGGUAACGUUUUACAUUGUCUGCGUGGACAACCCCACUUCAACCAUUCCAAAGUACCAGGAAGCUACGAAUCUGUUUCUGAGUUCAACGCAGCGUAACUACAAUCCAAGUUCGGGGUACACAUCAUCAACAUCGCAGCUCACGGGGACAACACUUGUGCGCGUCAUGAUUGCGGAUGAAAAUGAUAACGCCCCACAGUUUUCAAAGAGCCAAUAUGUGUUUAUCAUAGAUGAGGCCGUUGGUAAAACCGGACGGCCGAUAACCCAAAGCAUGGGACGAUUUGUCGGUCAAGUAAUCGCCACCGAUGCGGACCAUUCAAGUCAAGUGACAUACACAAUUGCUCAAGCGUUAACGGAAUCGUUCAGCGUCGAGCCAGAUAGCGGUAAAAUCUACAUCAAAAGACAAGUUGAUCGCGAAAAAAUUGUUGAAACACUUCAAGCUUCGGAUUUAGACGAUGUAGAUGGGCUUAAGUCUAAAAUUGAAGGUGACGGCAACGUGUAUAUGACCCUACCAGUGACAGCAACAGACGGACGUUACAAUGUGACAGCGAACGUCCGCCUACUCAUCCAAGAUAUCAACGACAAUCCACCAGUGUUUACGAAGUCACACUAUGAGUUCAGCAUUCCUGAAAAUGAACAGCCUGCCCACAGUGGAUGUAUAGGAGUUAUACAAGCACGUGAUAAUGACAUUGGUCAAAACGCGCAAAUAGUAUACCAGCUGAUGGAUAUUCGGGAUUCACCAAGUUCUGGAAUAUCAAAUCUUUCCAAUUUCGAGUCACAUCGCACGUGGAUUCGAUCACUAUUCACAAUAAGCAGCAAAUCUGGACAACUACAUCUGAUGAGAAAGCUGGAUCGUGAGCAACAAACGCAUUAUAUUUUCUAUGUCCUUGCAAUUGACAAUCCACCAGAAGGUCGCACACAGCCAGCGUGGAAAUCACCGGAAUCUACGGUGACGCUUUCUGCAGUGAGUCACACAGCCACAGCCACAGUGACGGUGAUAGUUGAAGAUGUGAACGACAAUGCACCGAAAAUCACGUAUCCGCCUCCACACGGUAUUGUUAAUGUAGAAUCCGGUGCUCCUGCUGGGCAUAACCUGUUCACUGUCGUUGCGGAAGAUCCAGACGCUGGCGAAAACGGCACCGUGCGUUUCGGCUUGCAUUUGGCCACUUUCGAAAGAAGCAAGUCAAACACAUUACUGAGGAACAACAACUCUACCCAGACAUCAUUAGAUAUGGAAACUGUCAACACCAAAUCAAACGGUGGCUUGUUUUCAAUCGAUCCCGCUACAGGUCUAGUUUUUGUGGUUGAAAAACUUGUUGAUCAGUCGGCAAACUACUUGUUGGUUAUUGAAGCUCAUGAUAUGGGGCGCCCUGAGCAGCGAAAAGUAACAUCGACAGUGACCGUUCGAGUUCAGGUAUGUGACCGUUUUUCUGCAUGUCCUUGUUUUCAUUUAUUAGGCUGGUUUGAAGAGGGUGCUUCCCACGUUAUCUUUUGGUUGUAUGAGAAGAAGUGUCAGUUGCUGAAUGCUCUAGCAGCCUUCCAGGCUGGAGUGACUAAUUCCAAAGAACAGCAACAGGCUGAACGCAACAAGGUGCAAGCACCCCGGUUUCUGCCAAACGACCGCAAUGCACUUGAUCCAACAGGCCAGCGCCCACGUGAUUCGGAGCAAGGUGGGAAUAUUCAGACAAUGCGAAGCAAAAAUGAAGCUUCAUCUGAUGGUGAACCAUUCUUCAGUCCCAUCUACCGCAAUCGCCUACUGCCUCUAACAGAGAGAACAAUUGUGGUGAUUUUAGCCACUAUUUUCGGUCUGCUACUGUUGAUAACAGUUGUCCUCAUUUUACUCAUCAAACGACGGCGCGAUCAGGAACAACAGGUGUCGGCACAAAAGGAUAAAUAUGACUUUCCCAGACCUAACAACAACGCUGUGAAAGUGGAACUGCUACGAUCUGGUGGCCGUUCAACAAGUCCUCCCGUCAGUCCUAACGAUGAAGAUGCUGCGAACGCCUCUGCGACCGAUUUUGCGACACUACCUCGAAUCAGACCAAUCAUAAUCCACGAAGGACACUUUGUGGAACUGGAUAACAACUAUACAAAUAACAGUGCAAAUGUUAAUAUUUAUGGCGACCACCUGGAUAGUCUUCAUAGUCAAAGGGACUAUCAGCGGAUAAUCCCUACGCACUUCAUAAAUACUGUGGUACCUACCGUCGUUCACAGUCCACAGACGAAUUCCUUAAGUGGAUCCAACG
This is a messenger RNA of Opisthorchis viverrini, 2872 nucleotides long. RefSeq lists its product as hypothetical. The transcript is spliced from 5 exons. Gene Ontology annotation, molecular function: calcium ion binding. Gene Ontology annotation, biological process: homophilic cell-cell adhesion. The record is from RefSeq and is a predicted model, not a curated record. The annotation marks the transcript as partial. NCBI's taxonomy places the organism in Eukaryota, Metazoa, Platyhelminthes, Trematoda, Opisthorchiida, Opisthorchiidae. Gene Ontology annotation, cellular component: plasma membrane.